Messenger RNA from Brassica oleracea var. oleracea, 2202 nucleotides. Its product is annotated as BTB/POZ domain-containing protein DOT3. The transcript is spliced from 6 exons. The coding region runs from base 129 to 2021 and encodes 630 amino acids. Lineage: Eukaryota; Viridiplantae; Streptophyta; Magnoliopsida; Brassicales; Brassicaceae. Gene Ontology annotation, molecular function: protein binding. The record is from RefSeq and is a predicted model, not a curated record.
UACUACCUUCUCACAUUUACUCUCGUUAUUUGUGCCCACUCUUGAUAUACUAUUUAAAUUUCAUCUUUAUCCUGCAAAUAAUUCACACUUGUGUUCCCAGCCUACCUUGUUUUGCAGAUCAAAGGGGGAUGGAUUCACCAUCUGCAAGCCAGCUGAAGAGCUCUGAAGAUGAUGCUGAUAAAGUCUGUAAUAGAAGCAUUGUAGUUCCACAUAGAGUUGUUGCAUUAGCCAACAGAUUUGAGAAGAAAGACCGUUCCUGGUAUGUCAAAUCUAAAAUCCCUAAUGAUCUGUCUAUUCAAGUCGACGAUAUUACCUUCCAAGCACACAAGUUUCCUUUGAUCACCAAAUGUGGUUACAUAAGCAAUACUGAGCUACAGCGUUCAGCUUCUGGGAAUGGAUAUCAUCUCAAGCUUGAGAACUUCCCAGGAGGAGCAGAAACGUUUGAGACCAUUCUCAAAUUCUGCUACGGUUUUCCGGUGGACUUGAAUCCUCUCAACGUAGCUGCACUGAGAUGUGCAUCAGAGUAUCUGUACAUGACCGAAGAGUUUCAAGACGGGAAUCUAAUCUCCAAGACAGAUGGUUUCAUCACCUUUGUAGUACUUGCCUCAUGGAGAGACACGCUCACUGUUCUGAGAUCAUGUACAAGCUUAUCUCCAUGGGCAGAAAACCUCCAGAUUGUAAGAAGAUGCUGUGACUUGCUAGCUUGGAAAGCAUGCAAUGAUAGUUAUGACAUACCGGAAGAUGUAGAAAACAAUGAGAGAAGUCUAUACAAUGGUAUAGCUAACCUUCAACUUGAUCACUUCAUGAGAGUUGUGACAUCUGUAAACGCACGAAGGGGUAAACCAGAGGUUAUAGGUAGACUCAUCAUGAAGCACGCAGAGAACUGGUUGCCGCUAAUCGAUGAGGAUAUGGAAGGCAUACGAGGUUAUGGAUCAGGAAACAAUGAGUUUCAGUUCAGUGUUGAACGAGAAAGAACAGAGGGAAGCACUUUAGGAUGUCAAGAACAAAAGAGAACCAUUGAAAGCUUAGUAAGCGUGCUUCCCACGCAACCUGAAGCAGUAGUACCAUGCCAGUUUCUGUUGAGGUUGCUGAAGACAGCGAUUGUGUAUUCGGCAUCCCCAGCUUUAAUAUCUGAUCUUGAGAAGAGAGUCGGUAUGGCAUUGGAAGAUGCUAAUGUAUGUGACCUCCUGAUUCCUAACUUCAAGAAUGAAGAUCAACAAAAAGGAGCAAGAUCACAUGAGGAGUACACAAUAUACAAUGUAGACGUGGUUCACAGGAUUCUUGAGUAUUUUGUAAUGCAUGAACAGCAGCAACAACAAGAACAGCAACAGGUUCAAGGAAAGCCAGGCAUAACAAAGCUAUUGGACAAUUACCUAGCCGAGAUUGCAAAAGAUCCAUAUCUGCCCAUCACCAAGUUUCAGGUUCUAGCUGAAACGUUGCCUGAAAACGCUUGGAAAUGCCAUGACGGCCUCUAUAGAGCAAUUGAUAUGUUUCUCAAGACUCAUCCUUCACUAUCAGAGCAUGAUAGGAGAAGACUGUGCAAAACAAUGAACUGUGAGAAACUAUCUCUUGAUGCGUGCCUCCACGCUGCACAAAAUGAUCGGUUGCCUUUGAGAACUAUAGUCCAGAUCAAUACUCAGGUGCUUUUCUCGGAACAAGUGAAGAUAAGGAUGAUGAUGAUGCAAGACAAGCAAGCAGCGGGGACCAAUGAAGAAAAUCCUGAAGGUCUUGAGGAUAAACGAACAUUCAGAGAUAGUGAGAUAAUCACACUCAAGGGAGAGCUGGAGAAUGUAAAGAGGAAGUUGGCAGAGCUUCAGGAUAACUACAAUGAGCUUCAUCAAGUGUAUGAAAAGCUAAACAGUAGCAAACAGAAGAGCACACAGAACUGGGGGCUGCGUUGGGAAAAGAUUAAGAAGUCACUCCAGAUAAAACGUGAAGAAGAUGAAGCAAGAGACAAGCCACAAAGACGAAGUUCCACGGGACCAAGAACCAGCUUGAGGAGAAGAAUGUCCAUGUCAUAAGCCCUAGCUAGCUUUGUGCUUUACUGAUGCACCACAAUCUGUUUGAACUAAGUUUGCGUAGCUUCCAAAGUGAACACACAAACUAAGUGGAAUCAAGAGUUAAAUUCUAUCAUUUUUCAUCAGUAAUGUGAUUAAAAACGUUUGAUACUUCAUGUCAUGAAAUAUAUCGUUCAAGUUUGUU